This is a messenger RNA of Cheilinus undulatus (humphead wrasse), 432 nucleotides long. RefSeq names its product atonal bHLH transcription factor 7 (gene atoh7). Gene Ontology annotation, molecular function: protein dimerization activity. The record is from RefSeq and is a predicted model, not a curated record. The coding region runs from base 1 to 432 and encodes 143 amino acids. NCBI's taxonomy places the organism in Eukaryota, Metazoa, Chordata, Actinopteri, Labriformes, Labridae. The transcript has a single exon.
AUGAAGUGUCAUCAACCAAGCUGCAGCGAUUCUGGGUCUGAGUCCUCAGAACAAGACCUGAAGAGUCCAGAGAAGUAUGCAACUGCCACAAGGCGACGGAUGGCUGCUAAUGCCCGAGAGAGAAAGAGGAUGCAGGGUUUGAACACAGCCUUUGAUUGCUUACGCAGAGUGGUCCCCCAGUGGGGCCAGGACAAAAAACUGUCCAAGUAUGAAACCCUGCAGAUGGCCCUCAGCUACAUUAUGGCCCUCAACCGGAUCCUGACGGACCCAAGUAGACAGAACGCUCCUUACAGGCAGUGGCUGGACCUGCAGUUGGACUGUGGUCCGCCUGAAGACCACCCCUGCUUCAUGAGGUACGACGCUCCAGCCGGACAGGACUGCAUCCACUCUUCAAUCUUAUACCAGCUGAAAAGCCAUCAUGUCCCCACAUGA